UAUCAUCACUUUGUGAUUUAUCAUCUCUCCAAUGAACUGGAAUCAAGAAACAAAAAAUAGACUGAACGAAAAAGUAGCACAAAAUGUACAAGAUGUGGGGUCACUCGUGAGACAUGUAGUUAAAACAUCUCGAUCCAGUGAGCUGUUGGCACAAGCUGCGAAGAAUUUUUCAUGUCAAGAGAAUGUCAUUCACAAUUCAUCAGAGUCAUUAAAGAAGAUGGUAACAAUUAAAACUCAGCUGGAGUAUCAAGAAUCUGCAAUAGAGAGAAGCAUGAGCACUCUGUCAGACAUACAAGAACAGCUGAAUUCCAUCAACAGAUGACGACCGCUUCUCAUUAGUCUGACUUGGACAGAAGGAUCUACUCUUAAAGACAAAAUGAUGUACAAGUGUUCACACACCCAUGGCACCUUCAUGAAGAGGACCUGUUUUCAUUGUUAUUGAAUCAUUCAGAUCUUACACAGACUAUGAACUGAAGCUGAAGAUUCAUUGUCCAUUAGAAUUGUUGUAAUAUAUCACAUGUGUGUUUAUUAAAGUUUUCCAAUAUUGUUA
This is a messenger RNA of Magallana angulata, 550 nucleotides long. Its product is annotated as BLOC-1-related complex subunit 7-like. The record is from RefSeq and is a predicted model, not a curated record. The transcript has 5 exons. The coding region runs from base 32 to 322 and encodes 96 amino acids. Lineage: Eukaryota; Metazoa; Mollusca; Bivalvia; Ostreida; Ostreidae. Gene Ontology annotation, cellular component: BORC complex.